This is a messenger RNA of Amoebophrya sp. A25, 812 nucleotides long. NCBI's taxonomy places the organism in Eukaryota, Dinophyceae, Syndiniales, Amoebophryaceae. The record is from the annotation of a GenBank genome assembly.
GGAGAAAUCAAACGAAAGUAGGAGACCGACAGAUACAAGAAUAUUUAUAAAGAAUUCAAAUCUCGAUACCUAAAAAUUGAUUCACGAAGAUGAAGCCUUUCGUCCUCCACAUGGCAUUUAGAGGCUAUUUCGUUAGGCAUGUCGUAGAGGGAAUCCUUUCGUAUCGCAGAUCUUCGUGCGCCUCCGCAAUUACCCUUAGGUCCUCUUCCUCUCGUACUCGUUGCGCUAAGCACCACGCUGACCCUGAUGCGAUCCGCCCGCUCCUCAGCACCUCUACCCCGCUCGGGGUCAUCACUGUAGGCACCAUUCCACGAGAAGACGGACAACGCGUAGAGCUACCUAUGCCAAACGAUCUCCGCGCGGAUCAUGAGUUUGAGGACGGAAGACCCCGGUAUCAUAACCUGCUGUUGGAUGGACUUGUUCUCUCGCCAGAACGUCGAGAAGACGCGGAGCUUAUUCUUCCACGAGGCGAUCCCAUCACUGUUACUGAGCCGGAGGAGGUCGAUUCGGCGUCGACCGCGGACCCACUCCAGCUGAGAACGAUUCGUGGUGGGGACGGGCAGCAAGAGCAAGAUAAUGAAUGUGCAUGUUGCAUCUGUCGUGAAGCACUCGACCCUGAUGACCCCGGCCGUCAACGCGUGGUGGCUUGUGGUCAUGCGUUUCACGCAGAGUGUAAGUAUCCAAGAGCCGUUCUCGAAUCAUUUCAUCGCGAUGCCCUCUAUGCAGAGCGAGGGUGCGGGAUGCGUCUUCAGUUGCGGGUAGGGAAAGUAAGAACGACAGUGACAAUCUUCGUUCGCCCUUGUCCAGAGUAG